AUGGCUGCGAACUACUGGGCAUCGACCCAGCGCCGACACUGGCUAUUUUCCAGGGAGCGUUUAGCGGAGAUCCGGGACGGCUUCAAAGAGAAGGAUAAAGGCGCCCACUCGCAGUUCCCUCUGCCAGAUCAACGGUUGCUUAAUAUAUAUUUCAAUCAACAGCUCAUUAAACUCGGCAAGAGGAUGUCAACGAGACAGCAGGCACUUGCUACAGCCCAGGUUUAUAUCAAACGAUACUACACGAAAAACGAAGUCAGGACAACGAACCCGUAUCUUGUUCUUACCACGGCGUUCUAUUUGGCCUGCAAGAUGGAGGAAUGUCCGCAACAUAUCAGGUUCGUCGUUGGUGAGGCUCGAGGGCUCUGGCCAGAAUUCAUUGUCCCUGAUGUCUCCAAAAUAGGCGAAUGCGAGUUCUCCCUGAUCUCCGAAAUGCAUUCCCAACUUAUUGUGCAUCAUCCGUACCGAACUCUAUCAGACCUGCAGCCUGAGCUAUCCCUCACGUCAGAUGAAGUCGCGCUCGCAUGGUCAGUAAUCAACGAUCACUAUCUCACCGAUUUACCGCUAUUAUACCCGCCUCACGUCAUCGCAGUCAUGGCAAUCAUCGUUGCCGUUGUCUUCAAGCCUAGCAGCCAGACAGCCUUCCAUGGUUCUGCGGCUCCAAUCGCAGGGGCAAUGCGAGAAGGUAGCAUGAAUAUUCUCGCGGCUCUUGGGGACAGGGGAGGAGCUGGUCCUCCUCCUCGGAUCCAAAAACUAGUUUCGUGGCUUGCCGAGAGCGAAGUCGAUAUCAAGGCAGUCAUUGAAUGUACGCAAGAGUUAGUGUCACUAUACGAAGUCUGGGAGCAGUACAAUGAGAAGAGCUGUAAAGAGCUCCUAGGGCGGAUGGUCAAGACCAAAAGCUUGGACAAGUGA
Molecule: messenger RNA, 909 nt
Organism: Aspergillus puulaauensis
Lineage: Eukaryota; Fungi; Ascomycota; Eurotiomycetes; Eurotiales; Aspergillaceae
Gene: ssn8
Product: cyclin-dependent protein serine/threonine kinase regulator SSN8
Exons: 3
Coding region: 1-909 (302 amino acids)
Biological process (GO): positive regulation of transcription by RNA polymerase II
Cellular component (GO): mediator complex; nucleus
Molecular function (GO): cyclin-dependent protein serine/threonine kinase regulator activity
Source: RefSeq, a predicted model, not a curated record